AUGACCAUUUCCAACAGGACAGUCUUCAUGCCUCCUGUGCUCACCCUGAUUGGGAUCCCCGGCCUAGAGUCUGUGCAGGGCUGGAUUGGCAUCCCAUUCUGUGCCAUGUAUCUCAUUGCCAUGAUCGGAAAUUCCUUGCUUCUCAUCAUCAUCAAAACAGAGCGCAGCCUCCACGAGCCCAUGUACAUUUUCCUCGGCAUGCUGGGAGUCACAGACAUUGCAAUUGCUACCAGCAUUGUGCCCAAGAUGCUUGGAAUCUUCUGGUUUCAUGAGCUAGAGAUUUAUUUUGAUUCCUGCUUGCUUCAAAUGUGGCUCAUCCACACAUUUCAGUGCAUAGAGUCAGGCAUCCUGCUGGCCAUGGCCCUGGACCGUUAUGUGGCCAUCUGUUAUCCACUAAGGCAUGCAGCCAUCUUCACCCACCAGCUUGUCACCCAAAUAGGGGCUGUGGUAACACUCAGGGCAGCCAUUCUUGCAGCCCCUUCCAUAGCACUGAUAAAGUGCCGGUUACAAUUUUAUCUUACAACAAUCAUCUCUCACUCCUACUGUGAGCAUAUGGCCAUUGUGAAACUGGCUGCAGAAAACGUCCAGAUCAACAAAAUCUAUGGUUUGUUUGUGGCCUUCACUGUAGCAGGCUUUGACCUCAUAUUCAUCACAUUGUCCUAUACACAUAUAUUUAUCACUGUUUUUCAUUUGCCCCAGAAGGAGGCUCGGUUGAAAGCAUUCAGUACUUGCAUCCCUCACAUCUGUGUCUUCUUCCAGUUCUACCUCCUUGGCUUCUUCUCCUUCUUUACACACAGGUUUGGUACUUAUGUUCCCCCAUAUAUCCAUAUCCUGUUUUCUAGCUUCUACUUGCUGGUCCCACCAUUCCUCAAUCCACUUGUCUAUGGUGCAAAGACCAAGCAGAUACGCAUUCUUUUGGUGAAAAUCAUGUGUCAAAAAAUCUAG
This is a messenger RNA of Manis pentadactyla (Chinese pangolin), 945 nucleotides long. RefSeq names its product olfactory receptor 52A1-like. The coding region runs from base 1 to 945 and encodes 314 amino acids. Gene Ontology annotation, molecular function: G protein-coupled receptor activity; olfactory receptor activity. The record is from RefSeq and is a predicted model, not a curated record. Lineage: Eukaryota; Metazoa; Chordata; Mammalia; Pholidota; Manidae. The transcript has a single exon. Gene Ontology annotation, biological process: G protein-coupled receptor signaling pathway. Gene Ontology annotation, cellular component: membrane.